Molecule: messenger RNA, 315 nt
Organism: Rotaria sp. Silwood1
Lineage: Eukaryota; Metazoa; Rotifera; Eurotatoria; Philodinida; Philodinidae
Source: the annotation of a GenBank genome assembly
AUGAGUUCAUUUCUGCAUUCUUCAAUACUCCUAUUAUUACUUUUUGAAAUAAUAUUAUCUCGACCAGCAAUGCAAAGAAUUAUGGUUAAUAAUCAUACAUGGGAAGUACCAGAUGAACCUGGAUGGGAAGAAGUGAUUAGAGAUGCGACAGCAAUUCAAGAGCUUUUACAUGGAUGUACAACAGCGGUUGAAUGUCGUCGAGUUGUUGAACAAAUGCAUGUUGUCUUUAACUCUCAUCCGGUUUCUAGAAAAUAUCUUGAGUCAGACCCAAGCGGUGCGCAUCAUAUAAUGGCAUCGAUAUUCAAAUGGGGUUGA